Messenger RNA from Paramecium octaurelia, 1408 nucleotides. Lineage: Eukaryota; Ciliophora; Oligohymenophorea; Peniculida; Parameciidae. The record is from the annotation of a GenBank genome assembly.
AUGAUUGGGUAAAGCAAAACGGAAUUACACUAAGUCUUUAAAAGCUUCGAUAAAGAUGGAAGUGGAUAUGUGGAUAAGCAAGAGCUUCAUGCAAUAUCUAAAUAAUUGAAUCAAGAAAUCAGUUAAGAAGAGAUUGAUAAAGUAUAUGUCUAUUUGAUCGUUUUUUUAGUUAAUGGCAGUAGUUGAUAUAAACAAAGAUGGUCAGAUAUCAUUUGAUGAAUUUUGGAAUUGGUGGUAAUUUGGAAAAAAUGGAAAUUUAGAAAAACUAGUGUUUAUGAAACUGAAACUAAUGAAUUUGCUUAAAAAAGUGAAUUCAGAAUUCACAAAUUUGGAAUCUCUUUCUUUGAAAAAUAAGAUAAAAUUUUUGAUCAUCACUAUUGGGCUAUAAACUAUGGUGAUCAACCUUGUCACUUAAGAAUGGAUAGUCAAAUUUUGUAUAAAGGUAGAGGUAUUGCUGAGGCUUUAAAUAAUGAAAACAAAUUAGUGAAGGGAAUCCAGUUAAGUUAAAGUAAUUUUUUUAAUCUAAUAAUGAUUAUACGUACUCUUUAACCCGAAGUAGCAAAAGAGAAAUUUUAAUAAUUAUACAAUAACUUCAUUUAGAAAUUAUAAAAAGCAAAGACGGAUGGGUCGGUAUAAGUCUUAGAAUUUCUUUCUAAGUGUGAAUUAGAGAUUUCUACUAAUACUGACCAUGUUAUUUAAAUAAUUAUUAUUGCAGGUAAUUCUUUAAUUUACAGUUAAACAUCCUUUAGUUUAAGAUUUUAUUGAAACCUAAUACACUCCUUUUCUGGAUUAAUUGGGAGAGGACCUUGAAGUUCAAAUAGAAUUUAAUGUAGGUAUAAAAAAUGGAUUGAAAAAAAUGAUGAAAAAGAAUUAAAUUUUUAUUAAGUAUUUGUUAGAAGGUUUCUUGAUUGAAUUGAAGGCUAAAUUUAAUUCAUCUCUUUCAAAAAAAGUAUUUAAUUUAGGACUCUUUCUAAUAUAGGCAGCAUAAUAAAAGAAAAUGUAAUAAAAUAAAAUACUCUCAACAUAUAUAUAGUAAUUCACUCUCCCUCUUCUUUUUAAACACUCCAAAUUUCAUUUGUAAUUUAAAAAUAUGGAAGAUGUUGAUGUCUUUCUUAAAUCUCUAGGUCUCGACGGUGAGUUUGUCGAUGAUUAACCUAAUGCAAGAGAUUUAUUAUAGGAGCUGAUACUAUAAGAUGAAAUGGAAGAAUUUAAAAAUCCAGAAUAAGAAUUUCACAUUUUGUAUCAAUUUUAUUAAUUUGGAAAACAAUACUUGAUUGCGAAAGGAUAAGCUUUUGCAUUAUUUCCUAAUGCACUAAUUAAAUUGAAUUUUAAUUUUGAUGGGUUGGCCGAGGUUAUGGAAUGUAUAUUUAGAGAAGAUGGAGAAAACGUAAAAAAUAAAUAGAAAUGA